AUGCCCACGAUGGCAACAACACUUACCUCGUCAUCGAGCGCCUCCUACGCGGAUUGCGUCAGCUCGCUUCGCACUUCACUCCAGUUCCUCGAGUCCUCCGUCCAGACUCUCGAUGAAGGCGUCUCCGACUUUCCUCGCCUCAUCAACGUGCUCAAAUCCGUAAGGCACUACGAGCUUAUCCCUCAACCUACCCUCGCCGCUGCGGAAGCAUCCUUGCGUGACGAGAUCGGCCCUUACAUCGCCCUGCUCAUGUCCCGUGCCGACUCGCAGAUUGAGAGGCAAGACCGGCGCAUCGAGACUCUCAAGGCCCGCGCCGAGCUGCAGCAGGGCCGCCUCUCCCGGCCCGACGCCCCCGCACCGGCAGCCAAGGACCGGACCAAGGGCAAGAGGCUCAGCGGGGAAGACAAGCUUCGCGCGAGGGCUGUGAGGCAGAGGAAGGAGGCGCUGCGCUACGGCGUCGAGAGGCUCGAGCUCGAGGUGCUGCAGAAGGAAAGGGAACUGCGGAAACGGCUAGACGGAUGA
Messenger RNA from Purpureocillium takamizusanense, 522 nucleotides. It is a transcript of the gene SPC19, whose product is annotated as DASH complex subunit spc19. NCBI's taxonomy places the organism in Eukaryota, Fungi, Ascomycota, Sordariomycetes, Hypocreales, Ophiocordycipitaceae. Bases 1 to 522 code for a protein of 173 amino acids. Gene Ontology annotation, cellular component: spindle microtubule; DASH complex. The record is from RefSeq and is a predicted model, not a curated record. Gene Ontology annotation, biological process: attachment of spindle microtubules to kinetochore. The transcript is spliced from 2 exons.